Messenger RNA from Oncorhynchus kisutch (coho salmon), 6602 nucleotides. It is a transcript of the gene b4galt3, whose product is annotated as UDP-Gal:betaGlcNAc beta 1,4- galactosyltransferase, polypeptide 3. Bases 983 to 2320 code for a protein of 445 amino acids. The record is from RefSeq and is a predicted model, not a curated record. Gene Ontology annotation, cellular component: Golgi apparatus. The transcript is spliced from 8 exons. NCBI's taxonomy places the organism in Eukaryota, Metazoa, Chordata, Actinopteri, Salmoniformes, Salmonidae. Gene Ontology annotation, biological process: carbohydrate metabolic process; galactosylceramide biosynthetic process. Gene Ontology annotation, molecular function: galactosyltransferase activity.
CACCAUAGUGAUACCCAAGAGGGUGCUGUUGAGGCUACUGAAGACUAUUGCAAAACAGUGUUUCAGUUAUUUAGUGACGUGAAUAUAUUUAAUAUAUUAUCCCAAAAAUCUAACUUUAUCAUGUUUCACUAUUUUAAUUUGGUCCUUCCCUUCCUCCACUGCUAUAUAAUCACUUGUGUGUUUCACAAUACAAUCUCAACUAGUGUGUGUGUGAGAGAGAGAAAGAGAUAACACGGAGAGGGUUUCUGCACUCGAACAUGAUCAAUUUGCCCGGCAAAAUACGUCAUGUUCGCUUUGCCCCUCAACAUGCCUGCCUGUCGUAGCGGCAGCCUACAGAGAACCGGGAUGAUAGAUGAACCGCAGUUUAUAUGUUGAUAUCUGUUGGAUGCUGCUGCAGCAGCGACGGCCUUCCGUGUUUAGUCCAUGCGGAAGAGUGCUUUCUAAACGGCUAAUAGAGGAUUUCGACCUGGAUAAAAUAGAUUAGGAAGCGGACUCACUCAGAAACAGCUCCAUCAACCCAUACCAUCGAAUGUGUUGAUCACAGGGCGGCCCAGUUGUCCUAAAUCGAAGCCGGGGGCUAGAUUUGGAACGUCGCAGGAACAUGGAGGAACUAUGAGGGGAGGAGGAGAAGGAGAAAGGGAGAACAGACUCUCUGCUGGAGGCCAGGUUCUGAUAUCAUCCAGUUGGGACCACAGCAGAACACAGUGACUCGUCAGAUGUUGAAGCGAUGGCCGUGUGGACUGAGCUAUAGCGCUGCAAGAUUCAUACACAUAGAUGCCCCCCUCCUAACCCCCCGAGCCCCCUACAGCCUCCCCACCCUCCCUCUGUCUCUCCUCCAUCUCUCCUUCCUCUGUCAUCCCUCUACCCCCUCUGAUCCCAGCCACUUUCUGAUCUAAUUGUCUCUCACUGUCUUCUUCUCUCCUUUUCUCUGCAUCUCUCUUUUUCUCUCCAUCACCCCCCCCUCUCUCUCCCUCCCUCCAUCAUGGCGUGUUGUGGUCGCUCUCUUGACUCCCCCUGUACCCUGGCCCUAUUGGUGGGCUUCCAGUUUGCCUUUGUGGUCUACUUCUCCCUGGGGGGCUUCAGGGGGCUGGUGUCCGUACUGGUCCACUCUGAGCAGCCUGAGUUUGAUUACUCCCGCCCCCACGACGUGUACACCAACCUCAGCCACCUGGGGGUGCCACCAGCCCCCCACAUAGGCACGGGACCACCAGGGACAGGGGCUCAGCUGAAGGACUGCAAGAUGCCCUCACCACUACUGGUCGGUCCUGUGUCUGUGCGUCUGUCCUCGCCUCUCUCUCUGGAGGAGAUCAGGGAGAGGAACCCGUUGGUGUUACCGGGAGGCCGGUACAGCCCCCCAGACUGCCAGCCGCGCCACCACACGGCCAUCGUGGUGCCGUACCGUAACCGCCAGACUCACCUCCGAGCCCUACUCUACCACCUCCACCCCUUCCUACAGAGACAACAGAUUCACUACAGUAUCUACAUAGUCCAGCAGUGGGGUAACUCUACAUUUAACCGGGCUAAGCUGUUGAAUGUUGGGGUCCGUGAGGCGCUGAGAGACGAGGACUGGGGGUGUAUCUUCCUACACGAUGUAGAUCUGCUGCCUGAAAAUGACCAUAACACCUACACCUGUCACAAUCAGUUCCCCACACACCUCUCUGUUGCCAUGGACAAGUUCAGAUACAGGUUGCCGUACCCCCAGUAUUUCGGAGGGGUAUCUGCGGUCACACCUGAGCAGUACAUGAAGAUGAACGGAUUCCCCAACAGCUAUUGGGGCUGGGGUGGGGAGGACGAUGACAUCGCUGCCAGAGUGCGUCUGUCUGGGAUGAAGAUAGUGCGCCCUCCAGUGGCCAUCGGACAUUACAAGAUGAUCAAGCAUAAAGGAGACAGGGGCAAUGAACAGAAUCCACGCAGGUUUGACCUUCUGAAACGGACCAGGCUCAACUGGCAUUCUGAUGGUCUGAACUCUCUGACCUACGAACUGUUAUCCAAAGAGCUGCAGCCUCUCUACACCAACCUGACGGUCGACAUCGGGGACGACCCUCGUCUGCCCCAGAGAAAGGCCACGCCUCCUAUGCCCAAACGUGAGGUGAAGGGGGAUCAAUUACCUCCCCUUGUGCCAUGGAGCAAACAUGGAUCAAAGAGGAGGGGAGACACACCCCUUGCAGCCAAACAUGACAUAAAGGGGGAGGGGCAAGCCGUUAAAGUGGGUGUGGUUACAGCUGUGACUACGGCUAAACCUAAAGCUGACAAGGUAGACCACGCCCAGUCAAAGACAGUGCAUCAGACUGUAGAUGAGAGGGCGAGUGUGGUAAAGUAGGAAGAAGGGCUGGAGAUAUGGGGUGCAUCUCAUUGGUCUAAAGCUGCCCCCUCCUCUUCUCUCCUGCAUCUGAAAACACAGGAUGGGUGUUAGCAAUGUGGAGGAUGUUACUGUCCUGUCCAGUUCUACCACAUCAAUGCAGAUGAAGGAAAGGACAUGAUGAGAGGAAGCCAGAGAUGCACUGAGAUGUACACUAAAAUGACACACCUUCUGUUCCUGUAUUAUCAUAGGGUCCCCUAUGAGGGGACCAGUAAAGCUAGCUAUGUCCGUGAAACUGUAGAUUUUGUGAAGCAUAGGGCUUAGGCUACAGCCAACUCAAAACCCUUCUGAAUGUGACUCACCUCCAGCGACAGUCAAGGUAUUCAAACAAACUCUCCACCCUUCCUCUCUCAGAAGACUACACCACCGUUAUUACCAGUUGGUUUCAUUGGUUCUUAAACCUCUCUUCGGGGAUCCCCAGACGUUUCACCGUUUUGUUGUAGCCCUGAGUUAGCUCACCUGAUUCCAGUAGUCAAUGGCUUGAUGAGCUACUGAAUCAGGUGUGCUAGCUCUGGAAUAGUUCAAAUAUAUGGGGGUCCCUGAGGAGAGGUUUGAGAACCACUUGAACCAGACAACUGGUAUGUGAAGGGUGUUGUAGUCUUCUGAGAGAGGAUGGGUGGAGUGGUUUGAGAAUCACUUGAACCAGACAACUGGUAUGUGAAGGGUGUUGUAGUCUUCUGAGAGCGGAAGGGUGGAGUGGUUUUAGAAACACUGGUCUGAUGGACAGGUAACGUUAUGUGGUGAACAUUCAUUCUGAAGAGAGAUUGUGACAUCAGCAUUUAAUCAAACCCAAUUGAAACUCUGGAGUUCCUUUUUUCAGCCAAUGGGAUGCCAGAUCUUGCGAGCAACCAAUCCGCUGCCAACCCACUGCUGCUCUCAGCCAAUCAUCUCCUAGUUGACUUCUGGCUUCAGCCUAUCCGCUCCCAGAAACUGCUGCUGUUGGUCCGCCCUAUUGUGUGGGUCAGUGUUUCUGUGCCUUCUCUCUUCUAUUGAUCUUUUAUGGAGUGGGACAAAGUUGUCCCUAGAUGCUGAUCUGGGGUCAGUUUUCUGUUGUCCCUGUUAUGGUUAAGUGUAUAUAUAUUGGGUCAGGGUAAACUGAUGCUAAGUCUGUAUCUACAGGCAACUUCUUCUCCGAGCACCAUUUUAUAUCCGUUUGCCCGAUCAGUGCUUUCACACUCCAGACGUAUCAGAUUGACUGUAGGAUUUAUAUUUAUAUAGAGAUGUUUGUUUACUUUGAGUCAGGUGCCUCUUGAUUGUGUAUUUGGGUUUAGAGACAAUCUAAUCUAAGGGUAAAAACGUUAACUGUGUUACUAAUCGCUUCACAUAGAGAAAGACAUCUCUACGUAAAGGGAAGUUAAGUAUUCUAUGCCUCAAAUACCAUAGACUUGGUUCUAUAGUUUAUCUAGUUUGAAUAUACUGUCUUUAAGUGAGUGAACUUAUGUCCAUCCAGUACAGAAUCCCUCAUAGCCAUCCAUGUUGAUUUCAUAUCAGCCAUCCAUGUUGAUUUCAUAUCAGCCAUCCAUGUUGAUUUCAUAUCAGCCAUCCAUGUUGAUUUCAUAUCAGCCAUCCAUGUUGAUUUCAUAUCAGCCAUCCAUGUUGAUUUCAUAUCAGCCAUCCAUGUUGAUUUCAUAUCAGCCAUCCAUGUUGAUUUCAUAUCAGCCAUCCAUGUUGAUUUCAUAUCAGCCAUCCAUGUUGAUUUCAUAUCAGCCAUCCAUUUUGAUUUCAUAUCAGCCAUCCAUGUUGAUUUCAUAUCAGCCAUCCAUGUUGAUUUCAUAUCAGCCAUCCAUGUUGAUUUCAUAUCAGCCAUCCAUGUUGAUUUCAUAUCAGCCAUCCAUGUUGAUUUCAUAUCAGCCAUCCAUGUUGAUUUCAUAUCAGCCAUCCAUGUUGAUUUCAUAUCAGCCAUCUGGAAUGUACUGUACAUACUUUAUCAUACUAGUUUACUGUAAUCCAAAAACGAUAAGAUAUGUUUCAGUGAGGGGAGGUUCUGGAGCCAGUUUGUAGGAGGAGCUAUAAGGUAACUACCUAUACUGUAUGUCCUGCUGCGCUGUGAUUGGCUAAAGGAGUGUGUCAGGGGGGCUCUGUAGAUUCUCCUGUAUAGGACAUAGGGUUUCAUUAGAGAGAUGCUCAUUUCAAGCUUUUAUGCUGUUCAUGAGUUGAUAGAAUAGUUUUUUUAUAUUCAGAUCCACGUUAGCUGUUGAAGAAUCAGCAACCAUUCUUCUUGGGGUCCACACAAAACAUAGAACAUGACCAAAUACAGGUUACUAAUGGACAAGAACAGCAACAAUAUCAACAAUACGAGUAUUUUAGAAAGAGAAAAUAAAUGAAUAAUCCUAAUCUUAAAAAUUCAAGAAUAAUGUGUGUUUUGAAAGUUGUUGUUUUUUCAUGAUUUAUUUCACUAAACUUACUGUGUUACUGAUGCUAAUUUGAAUGUAUUUUAUUUAUUAAACUACUGUUAGGAUUUGGGUUUUCCCCGUUAAGCUUACUUACAGCAGUGAGUAUUUACUCAUUCCAUAGCAUCAACAAUGCCUCAUAUCAGAAUGUAGACCAGCCUUUUAGCGUGAAAGAAAGGGUGGUUCAUAUUAUCCAUGUAGUUGUCAUGGUUACUAGCACUGUGCUGAACUUAUAUGACGGACUCAAAGUUCCAAAACUUGCAGAUACUGUAGAAAUUAGAUUUAGAAUGGAAACAAUUGAAUCUUUAUCAGGUAGAACAGCUGAUUUGAUAUAUUCUAUAUUUCUAUUUCUGUCUUCUACAUUCUAAACAUUCUGCCUCAAUAAGCCCUGUGUUUUAAAGAAUGGAAUGCUGUAGGCAACCCUGUUCCUGGAGUACCACAGGUACUGCAGGGUUUUGUUCUAACUAGUCACCACACAUGACCAACUGAGCCAUGCAGCACUCCAGGACCAGGGUUUCCUACCCCUGCUGUAGGCUAUGUACUGUAUGUGUCUGAUUCAGUGUACAGCAUAUCAUAUGCCCUCUUGCAGUCUGAAGCUGUCUGGGAGAGAGCUUUACUUUUUUACGGCCGUGGUUGGGAGUCCCAUAGGGCGGCGCACAAUUGGCCCAGCGUCGUCCGUGUUAGGGUUUGGCCGGGGUAGGCCAUCAUUGUAAAUAAGAAUUUGUUCUUAACUGAUUUGCCUAGUUAAAUAAAGGUUAAAUUAAAAUAAUAUAUAUAUAUAUAUAUAUAUAUAUAUAUAUAUAUAUAAAAACAUUAAGUGGGUGCUUUCUAAUAGAGGGAGGGAGGGUAUGGGAAUCAAGGCCUCUGACUGUACAAUAGGAAUAUUAAUCAAUACUGUCAAUCAUUAUCUGCACCUUGUACCCAAUUAAAUCUUUACAAUGAGGAUGAUGAAAUGCCACCACCAUCUUUGAGGUCACCUUUUCAACUCGUGUGUGAGAUAUUUAGAGAAAGAGAAUAGUAUUUUGACUUUAGAUUCACUACAUAGGUGGCAUACCAGUGAAACUACUGUAUACCCACUGUAACCAUACACUACUUGAUGGUGGUGAUGGUGAUGAUGCCAUCCACUAUUAAUCAAUUGUAAGUGAUCAUCCAUAGGAUAUAUCUGCAGUCAUAUUAACACAGCUCUUCAUAGGGACAUAACCAACUAGUAUGUAUCAUAGGAGACAGUGUGUACCUGGAAAUCAUUCUAUAUUUAAUAAAAUAGCUAGUUUUCUAUCAGAUGUUUGGUGUAAAUGGAGGGGAAAUAGUAUAGACUACUAUAGGCAAUCUAAUGUAACUUUAAUGUAGUCACAUGCUUUUGACUUUUAUUUCUAAAACAUGCUUUUGACUUUUAUUUCUAAAACAUGCUUUUGACUUUUUCAAUCAUGAUCAGUUCGGUGUGUUGAUUUCCAUACUGAUAGCUGUGUGGUAACAUACUGUAUUGAAAAGUGUUAGAAUAUUAUUGUAGUUUUAAGGGGAUAUGAAUUAUAUCAUUUGGACUGGGAGUUGAAGGGAAGGUUAUGACAUGUGCUUUAGUCACUGUAUUGAGUUUCUAACCUGAUUUCCACCUUCAGAUGAACAUUGACUCAUAUUUAGAGGAAGUGGACACUGGACAGCUCUAGUCCUCUGGGGUUGCCGUGUCUGCUGGGCUGGGUUGUGUUUGGGAGUGAGAGGGAGAUAAGGAGAGACCAGUGGAGAGGCCAGCAGAGAUGGCACCCUAGAGAGAUUGGGGGUUAUUCUUUGGGCCAUGUUGUGGAGUGUUGUGUUUCAUGACUACACAGAGAAAACAUACCAAUAAAACACAUUCAAAAGCA